AUGGAUACGAUCAAGCGUGAGAUCGAACGGGAACACCCCGACAUCGCGGCGGCGGGAACCGGCCACUUCCCUCACUAUCCGGAGUACAAGUCACGCUUAUUCAAAUCGUUGACUAAGUGUGAGAGAGAUUUCUAUGAAGAACUUGCGCGGGAGUGGGAUGAUAAAGGUCCCCCGCAAGACAUUAAGAACGCGAAUGCGAAGAACCACCUAGCGCACUUUUUGAAAGGUGUAAUAUUCGAGUUGUCGCGGGAUUACGGUGUCUACGGAGCAUUCAUCAAGGCCGGCACCCCCGGCAGCGAUGAAAAGCCCGAAAUCAUCGACUACUUUAAGGAUCUAAAUCUCGCCAAGGAACGCCUUUCCGACUACAUUAACUGGGACCCUGUGCUAGUUCGAUUCGAGGAGUUUACUAAGAAAUCAUACACCGCCUACCUUGCACAGACUGAGACAGCACCGCCAGCCGCAGCCAUCCCGCGCGAAGCUAUCAAACUCACGAAAAAGCUAAAGGGGAGUUUGAAGUCGGGUAUUUCACUGAAGUUUGACGACGAGAAUAAGCGGGUACUGCUACCUACCGAGCUGUAUCUGAGUAACACAGACUUUUUCAUGAAGCGUGAGGAGUCGUUCUAUGGAGAAUGUUUGCGAGCUGCGUUCCAACUAGCACUGAACAAGUCCGACAAGGUCAAGGUACCAUGGAAGGCGCUUGGCGCAAAUCCGGCGGCCUUCUUACCGCCAGAGCUCAUUCCUGAGGAUGUCAUAUUUGACAGACCCAGCCAUACAAAAGCCUCCCAUCGCGAGGCGUCCAUAGACCUGUGGUUACGAACUGGCUAUAUCUACGUGCAUACCGCCAGAGUGCCGAGACCGGCCGCGCCGGCUGCCGGGCAUCGGCCGCCGGCUGCCGAAGACGCACUCAUCAUCCCAAACAUAGUCAUCAAUCGCUAUGGCUGUUGCGGACAAGAGGUUCUAUUGACACAAGGUCUGCAAUUAUACGAGCCUGGGAACGAAGCGACCAGCAAUAACGUGGUGGAGGACGAGUUACUGGACCCAGCUGAGCUGCAACGCUGCGAGGAUCGGGAGUACUCCCACCUGGCGCCACGCUCCGUGCCUACGACAAGCGAAGCAAGGGCUCAGUACUGCUUGACUGCAUUGCAGCUUGUCAAGGAAGGACGGGAAAGAGCUGUUGCCGUGCGAUGUGCACAGGCCAUGGUGAAACUUGCCACAAAUCCGCGUGAUGAUACGUGCCGGGAACAAAUCGAGGAUCUGGAUCCCCAGCUGUUGCCACCCGAUGUUAUCUCUUGGGAUGCUGUCACCCCUCUCAUUGGCGAUGGCGAUAUAAUGGCCGUGCGUCAAUGGCUGUCGAGACGACCAUACGAGCGAGACGGCUUUUUGGGCUGGGAGCAAGGAUGGUUGUAUAUGUUGGCUAUGGUGAUGUUUCUCGUCAGCGAAUCAUCUCAGACGGUAAAUGCUCAUCAAUUGAAGAAGAACAAAGACUGGGCGAUCAUCAUGGAUACUAUUCCUGAGGACGCGGGCACCUGGGACAGUGUAUCGGGGCGAGACGCCCUCACGGACGACUUCGAACGGUUUUACGAGUCCCCAGAACCCGCAUUCGCAGACGUCCCCAUAGGCAAGGAACGUACCUUCGGAAGCUGGGAAUGGGGGAGAUGUGGUUUGCCGAGUGAGAUGCACACGGGAGAAGAUACGGAGGGCUGGGACGACCUGAAAAGCGCCUGGUCUUCAGCGUCGGCACUUUUUGAGACACCCGGUGUGCUGCACUCCCGUGAGGUGGGGCUAAUGCUGUUGUUGCAGAUGGCCUUGGCAUACUGCGAUUUCAGCAAUAUGCUGGACCUACCCGAGGAACAUCAGCCGACCACGAUGCGUAACUCAAUCCUGGAUGCAGAGCAAGGCAAAGAUGCUAUCGAGAGCGCCGUGAAUAUGUACUUGGACGCUUUAAGGGAGGAGUUCACAUUCCGCGACAUACCUCCUCGUCCAACCGCCAUACGACGGGUGUUCAACGUCCGUCCAGACCUCAGAGCGGAUCUUGUUCGUACCAUCAUGACUCUCAGGGAGGGAGACCACGCGCGAUCAUUGUUAGAGGAGGGAAUUUAUCGUGCACAUCAGCGUGAGGCCACAUUUGCCCAACGAAUACGGGAGAAUCGUGCGGCGAGGGAGAAGGUCAGGAAAGCGAGGGAAGUGGCCGGUCACCGGGGUGCCGAGCAGCCGGCGGCGCACGGCAUGCCGAAUGCUGCCGGGAGGAAGAGGAAGGACAAGGUCGUUCCUAUAGUUCCCUCCCUUCCUCUUACAGUCAAAGCGUUUCCUGCGCGUGCGGCACGGUCUCCGACUCCACCUCCAGUGUCAGCUGCACUCAGCGCCGCCCGCGGACGUAGACGAGCUCGUGAUUCUUUGGCCGGUCCAGCGAAGCCACAGCGUAGGGUGAAGGCAGCCAAGCGAAAGGCCUCAGCAAGCCGGAGCAGUCGCAAGCGGCGUCGCACAAACUCCGUUGUCCGGUUUGCCGACGAAGACGAGGACGAUCUCUACGCCGAAGAUACGUCGGAAAAGGAGACAGAUGUGGGGGAGGAGAACUUCCAAUCGGAGCUGGACGAUGUCGACUCAGAUGCGCCAUCCGCAAGGCCUGUCGUAUCCCGACCUCAGCCUAAACCUCGUCCGGUUGGCAGGAGACGCUCUCAAACGCAAGUGACGGGAUCGGAGACGAAUUGGGCGGCCAGGGCUGCCGGUCCCGGCAGCCGGCCCGUGACACCCACCCGCGAUACCAGUCCGCACACCCCGAGAACCCCUCUGACGCCCCGUCGCAUGCAAGUGUUUGUUCAAUUGACGCCACGUAGUAGCUUGAGUUCACACGGUUAG
Molecule: messenger RNA, 2856 nt
Organism: Peniophora sp. CBMAI 1063
Lineage: Eukaryota; Fungi; Basidiomycota; Agaricomycetes; Russulales; Peniophoraceae
Source: the annotation of a GenBank genome assembly